AUGGCUCCCGACCUGCCGCUCUUCCUCCUCACGCUCGGGCUGCUCGUCUUCGGGCUGGUCAUGCUCUACAGCGCCUCGGCCAUCGUGGCGGACGCCAGCGACCGCAGCCCCUCCUACUUUCUGGGCCGCCAGUCGGUCUGGGCCGCACUGGGCUGCCUGGCGAUGAUCGCGGUCGCCCGUUCGGACUACCGGCUCCUGAAUCGUCCGGCGGUGGUGUGGGCGGUGUACGGGGCGGUCAUCGUGUCGCUCUUCGCCGCCCUGCUGUCGCCUUCGAUCAACGGGGUGCACCGCUGGGUGCAGGUCGCCGGCUUCUCCCUCCAGCCCUCCGAGCCGGCCCGGCUCGGGCUGGUGCUGGCGCUUGCCCAUCUGCUCGCCAUCCAGCGCGCCGACUCCUUCCGCACCUUGUUGCUGCCGCUCGCCUGUACCGGAUUUCUCGCCAGCCUGAUCUAUCUCCAACCCGAUCUCGGGACGGCGACCCUGUUGGUGGUCGUCGGGGCGGCGGUGAUCUUUCUGGGUGGGGCGCGUCUCAGGCACCUCGCCGUCCUGACGGCGGUCUGCGUUCCCCUCUUUGUGGCCGGAGUGCUGGCCGCCGACUACCGGGUCGCCCGGAUCCUCACCUUUCUCGAUCCCUUCCGGGAUCCGCUCGGCGACGGAUUCCAGUUGAGCCAAUCGCUCAUCGCUCUCGGCAGCGGCGGCGUCACCGGCGUGGGUUUCGCCGCCAGCCGCCAGAAACUUCUCUAUCUUCCCGAGCCCCACUCCGACUUCGUCUUCUCGGUCGUCGGCGAAGAACUGGGCUUCAUCGGGGCCGGGCUGGUGGUGGUCUUCUUCCUCCUGUUCACCAUCCGCGGCCUGGUCGUUUCCUGCCGGGCGCCGGACCGCUUCGGCAUGCUGCUCGGAGCGGGCGCCACCUUGACCAUCGCGUUGCAGGCGUUUUUGAACUUCAGCGUUGCGACCGCGAUCCUUCCCACCACCGGGUUGCCGCUCCCGUUCGUGUCCGCCGGGGGUUCCGCGCUCGUCACCACCUUGUUGGCGGCGGGGCUGGUGCUGUCGGUUUCGCAGAGGGUUCCAUGA
Messenger RNA from Geodia barretti, 1071 nucleotides. The record is from the annotation of a GenBank genome assembly. Lineage: Eukaryota; Metazoa; Porifera; Demospongiae; Tetractinellida; Geodiidae.